AUGUGCAUUUGGCCACUCUCAGGAGUUCCUGGCACUAAUAAGGGAUCGGCUCAAGCUCAAAACUUGAGGGAUUCUCUUUCUGAAGUGAAAUCUGAUAUUGUGGUCAAGGUAAUUUGUUGUUUGUUUCUGCUUGCUGACCAAAUUGGAGAUCCAAAGUACAAAUGGCCUUGCAAGGAUAACGAGGAUAAAGACUUUUCUUACUGCUUAAUUCCGCACGAGAAAUCAAAUGUGGAGAUCAACGAAGAGCUGGAAAUAUCUGAUGGUUCUUGUGAAGAUGAUUCACCUGGCGUCUUCUUGAAUCCAAAUCAGUCAACAGCUCCUCAACAGUCUUUUUGGAAGCUUAUCAAGUCAAACAUGUUUCUGCAUCGAAGCCGUAAAAGCCAAACUAUUGAUGAGUGGAUUUUGGUAGUAAACCUUUUGAAUUUCUUGGUUAGCAUGAAGAUGACAGAAGCAACACAGAUGGAACCUAUGUAUCAAUCUGGGAUUGAUGUAUUUAAAUCCAAGUGCUGCAAUGCCAAUAACUACCCUCCAAGUGACACUGCUAUUUUGUCAGAGAAUAAUCUUAAGAUCAAAUCUACAGUCCACACUGCCUCCACCGGGUAUUUUGUUGUUUUACUGAUUUUAGGGGGAUCUAAAGUGGCUGCCAUGUGGCUUUUGUUGACUCGAUAA
This is a messenger RNA of Fraxinus pennsylvanica, 669 nucleotides long. Lineage: Eukaryota; Viridiplantae; Streptophyta; Magnoliopsida; Lamiales; Oleaceae. The record is from the annotation of a GenBank genome assembly.